CUCAGAUAUUCAGUUCUCGAUAUAAUGGAAUUCCCGAUAGAAUAAAUAAUCGCGUGUUUUUUUCACGAGUUUGACGUCAUUUGACAAGGAAACCUCCAAGUCAACACUGUGUAUUCAGCUGCUUCAAUAAAAACUGUUUUCACGGUAAAAAUGUUCAGGAUAAAGCUUACUCAACCUGCAGAUAGGUCAAGACUACGGCUAUGGUCACCAACUGCUAUGACAUCAGCUUAUAAAAUGGUGAAAGAUGAAGGAAUUCCAGUAUAUAGAGCUGCAAAGCUAAAUGGAGUUCCUCUUACUACUUUGAGAGACCGGGUUGAUAAUAGAAUAUCAAUUGAUUGUGUCAAAUCAGGACCCUGCCCUGUGCUUUCUUUAGAUGAAGAAGCUAAAUUGUGUGAACACUUAAAAGAUCUUGCUUCUGUUGGAUAUGGUUACACGAGGGCUGAAGUAGUCAAUUUAGCCUCUGAUUAUGCUGUUUCUUUAGGCAAGAGGAAAGAUGAUCAGCCAUUCACUCUUAAUUGGUUUUAUAACUUCAUAAAAAGGUGGCCAGAACUUAAUGUUGUCCGUCCUUCAAGUCUGUCUGAACAACGUGCUAAAUGUGCCAGUGAAGAAUCUGUCACUAAAUACUUUAAUGAACUUGAAAGAAUUUUACGAAAAUAUGAUUUAUUUGACAAACCGCACCUUAUCUAUAACAUUGAUGAAAAGGGAAUAAAUACUGAAUAUAAACCCCCUAGUGUUGUUAGUGGAAAAGAUUGUAAGGCACAAGUUAUCAUGUCUGAGCGUGGUAAAACUGUCACUAUAAUAGGGGCUGGUAAUGCAGCUGGAAUGCAAAUCCCUCCAUAUUUUUGUUUUCCCUGGUGUCCGAAUGUUAGAUGGUCUCUUGGAAGGAAAAAGUCCUGGUGCUGAUGGUAUCAUGACACCAAGUGGUUGGUCAAAUAGUGUUGUUUUUAAAGAUUAUUUGCAAAAUCAUUUUAUGAAGUUUUGCCAGGGAAGAUCAGAUGACACAAUUCUUAUACUGUAUGAUGGUCAUCGUAGUCACAUAUCAGUAGAUCUUGUUGAAUGGGCUAAACAGCAAAAUAUUGUUCUGUUUGUCUUGCCACCACACACCUCUCAUAUCCUCCAGCCUAUGGACAUUGGAUGUUUUGGUCCCCUGCAACUGAAAUAUGCUCCAGAAUGUUCUAAAUUUGCUAGAACACAUCACAGAGUUGUCACUCGUUAUGAUGUCUGCUCACUUGCUUGCAAGGCGUACUCAUUUGCUCUAAGUCCUUUAAAUUUACAAGCUUCUUUCAAUAAGGCAGGCAUUUAUCCAUUCAAGAACUCGUCCUCUAUGGUUGAACUUUUAAAGUAAAAUCAAACCAUCUGAACUUUACAUAGUUGAUGAUGAAGUGACAGCAUCAGGAGAUCACAAAAAAUCUGAAACAGCAGAAAAUAACUUUUUUGAUAAGAAAGGUGGUGAUGUACAUAUAAAAAUCAUGAAGAAAAAAACGUAAAAGCAUUAAUAGUAUUGUUGGUGGAAAAGCAUUGGAAGGUGAAACUGUAGAAAAAAUGAAAAAAUACAUUGAUGAAAGUAACAGUAAAAUUAGUUCAAAUGAUCCUAAAAAGAAAAAAACUAAAACUCCUAAGAACAAAAAGAAUUCAGCCACCAGCUUCAAUCUUCAAAUAAAUGAUAAACAAAAGCCAGGUCCAUCCAAACAAAACAUUGAACUUUCUGAAAAAUCAGACCUCUCUGAUAGUGAAAAUGAAUCAGAAAUACCUGAUGAAGAUAAGUGUUGCCAAUGUCAUCAAUAUUAUGUAGACAAGCAUUCCCAUGGUGCAAUAGAAUUCACCCACUGGGCACAGUGUGAUAAUGCUACUUGUUCCCACUGGGUUCACCUUAAAUACUGCUCUCCAGUCCGUGUUGUGAGAAAGAAUACAGUGUUCUACUGCAACUGUUGUUUAUAGCAUGUCAACACUGGGCCACCAUACUUAAUACAGCCUCGUUUUGAGAUUUAUCUCGAGUUAUCGAGAAUUCAAGACGCCAUUUUGGAAAUCCUUUUUUUGACAGUUGUUAUAUUUUUUGAAAAUAUUUUUUAUUCGUUAUUUCAUUGAUUGUUAACAAUUAAAAAACUUAAAGAGAAUAUAUUUAUGGAUUCAAUGAUGUAUUUAGAAUAAAGGUGAGUCUUUUUUCCAUUUCUUGUUUUUGCAUUUUAUUGUUACAUUAUCGAGAACCGAAUAUUUCAGGA
This is a messenger RNA of Ruditapes philippinarum (Manila clam), 2219 nucleotides long. RefSeq lists its product as uncharacterized. Lineage: Eukaryota; Metazoa; Mollusca; Bivalvia; Venerida; Veneridae. Bases 151 to 903 code for a protein of 250 amino acids. The record is from RefSeq and is a predicted model, not a curated record. The transcript has 2 exons.